AUGCAAGAUGACAAAUACAAAGUCAAAUAUGGUGAAGUAGCAGAAAAGUUGGGGAAACAGAAAGUUUUAUUAGCAUUGUCCGGGGGAGAGUCAUCUUUAGUAUUACUUGAUAUUAUGUCCUCUUUAUUGCAAGAGCAGUUCGAAGCACAUAAAGGAAGACAAGGGUUUGAAUUGGUUGUUGUGAACUUGGAUGAAUACAAAUUAAAGUCUCUUAAUUCACAAUGUCAAGACGUGAUUCCUAAAUUAUUGGAAAGAUAUACGCAAGUGAAGUUGUCUUUCAAAGUUUUAUCCUUGGAUUCAUACAUUGACCAAGAUACAUUGAAGUAUAUAUCCUUGAACAAAGAUUUCACAGGGUUUGUACAGGAAUUGCAUCGUACCAAAGAAUAUACAUUAAAUGAAUUAUUGGAAUCUUGUCAAGAUAAAUCCUCCGCGGAAGAUUUGCUUUCCAUUGUCUAUGAAAGUUUAAUCCUAAAAACUGCCGAAGUUGAAGGAUGUGAAACUAUAGUGUAUGGACAUAGUAUGACCAGAAUAGCUAAUGAAAUCAUUGCAUUAACUAUCAAGGGAAGAGGUUCUAUAAUUCACAAGGCUAUAGCUGACCAUACCACAACUUACAAUAAUAAGGAGUUCAAGAUUUUAUUCCCGUUAAGGGACGUUUUGUAUGUGGAACUUUUGGCAUAUGCUCAAUUAGCAGAGUUGACGCCUUAUAUCCUCAUUUCAACCAUACAAAAGUCCAAAAUUACAAAGAACUUAACCAUCAGGGAUUUGACUACCAAUUACUUCAAGAACUUGGAUGCAACCGGGUAUGCGUCAACCGCCUCUACCGUGGUUAAAACCGGGGAAAAAAAUAUUACUGUGAAUGAUGCAGCACCAGUUACCACUGAUGAAGAAAUGAAGUAUUUGGAAUUGUUUAAAGCCAGUUUGGAAACUGGGGGUGUUUCUGAAGGUGUUGCUAAAGAACCAGUUAGUAUUUGCUAUGCAUGUAUUGUUACCUUGAGUGGAGUUAAGAAGGAUAAUUUUAUUUGGCCAGUUAUAGACGACAAACCUCAACAUGAUACUCCCUUGCAAUUUGUAUAUACAAACGAUGAAGAAGAAAAGAAGAAGGUGUUGGAUGAAUUCAUUUUGACUGACGAUGAAGAAGGUAGCUAG
This is a messenger RNA of Spathaspora passalidarum NRRL Y-27907, 1146 nucleotides long. It is a transcript of the gene NCS2, whose product is annotated as Ncs2p. The transcript is spliced from 2 exons. NCBI's taxonomy places the organism in Eukaryota, Fungi, Ascomycota, Pichiomycetes, Serinales, Debaryomycetaceae. The record is from RefSeq and is a predicted model, not a curated record. Gene Ontology annotation, cellular component: cytosol. Gene Ontology annotation, biological process: tRNA wobble position uridine thiolation. Gene Ontology annotation, molecular function: sulfurtransferase activity; tRNA binding. The coding region runs from base 1 to 1146 and encodes 381 amino acids.